Messenger RNA from Rosa chinensis, 1797 nucleotides. RefSeq names its product probable polyamine transporter At3g13620. Gene Ontology annotation, biological process: transmembrane transport. The record is from RefSeq and is a predicted model, not a curated record. The transcript has 2 exons. NCBI's taxonomy places the organism in Eukaryota, Viridiplantae, Streptophyta, Magnoliopsida, Rosales, Rosaceae. Gene Ontology annotation, molecular function: transmembrane transporter activity. The coding region runs from base 103 to 1536 and encodes 477 amino acids. Gene Ontology annotation, cellular component: membrane.
CAUUUGCUUAGUGACAUAAUUCCAAACCACCUAAAUCCCAUCUGAAUAUGAUUAAAGUUCUGUUAUCACAAUCUGUCAUUCCAGAAAUUAAUCCAAAGGCUCAUGAGCAUGGGAGCCUCAGAUUCUUCUACAAGCUCCCAAUCCCUAAUUGAACAUCAACAACAAGAACUAGAAUCACAGCCUCAAAUCACCACCAAGAAUCCCAAAAAACUUGCCCUUAUCCCACUAGUUUUCCUUAUCUAUUUUGAGGUCUCUGGAGGUCCUUAUGGUGAAGAACCAGCAGUUGGUGCAGCUGGUCCACUCUUUGCCAUUCUUGGCUUCCUCAUCUUCCCAUUCAUUUGGAGCAUCCCUGAGGCCCUUGUCACCGCUGAGCUGGCCACCGCCUUCCCCGGAAAUGGUGGUUUUGUCAUCUGGGCACACCAGGCCUUUGGACCCUUCUGGGGCUCCCUAAUGGGAUCUUGGAAAUUCCUCAGUGGAGUCAUCAAUUUAGCUUCAUAUCCUAUUCUUUGUGUUGACUAUCUCAAGCUGGUAAUCCCAAUUUUCUCUUCAGGCCUUCCUCGAUUUUUUGCAAUAUUUUUAUCUACUGUAGUGCUCUCAUGUUUGAAUUAUUCUGGUUUGAGUAUUGUUGGUUACACUGCAGUAGGUUUAGGAAUAUUGUCACUGUGUCCAUUUAUAGUAAUGUCUUUGGUUGCAAUUCCCAAGAUUGAUCCUAGCAGAUGGAUCAGUUUGGGACAAAAGGGUGUGGAAAAAGAUUGGACUUUGUAUAUAAACACCUUAUUCUGGAACUUAAAUUUUUGGGACAAUGCCAGUACAUUAGCUGGUGAAGUUGAACAACCCCAAAAGAUGUACCCAAAAGCACUUUUUUCAGCUGGCAUUCUCACAUGUUUGGGGUACAUAGUUCCUCUCCUAGCUGCAACUGGUGCUAUUCCACUUGAACAAGAAGAUUGGGUUGAUGGGUAUUUUGCUUCAGCUGGAGAAGUGAUUGCUGGGAAGUGGUUGAAAUACUGGAUCGAAAUUGGUGCUGUUUUAUCAAUCAUUGGACUGUUUGAAGCUCAGUUAAGUAGCUGUGCAUACCAGCUUUUGGGCAUGGCAGACUUGGGGAUUUCACCGGUAAUUUUUGGGUCACGGUCUAAAUGGUUCAACACACCUUGGUUAGGAAUUCUCAUUUCAACAGUUUUCGCACUAUCGGUUUCUUACUUGGAUUUCGCAGACAUUAUAUCUUCUGCUAAUUUCCUGUACAGUUUGGGAAUGCUAUUAGAGUUUGCAUCUUUUCUUUGGUUGAGAGUGAAGUUUCCAGGUCUAGGAAGGCCAUUUAAAGUUCCAAUGGACAUGAGAGGGUUGAUCGUCAUGUGUUUGAUUCCAUCAGGGUUUUUGGUCUAUGUUCUGGCUGUGGCUACCAAAGCUGUUUAUUUGGUUAGUGCAUUGAUGACUCUGUUUGGAAUUGUUUGGUACUUUUUUAUGAAUCUCUGCAAAUCAAAGAUGUGGUUUGAAUUUAACAAGGGUGAACAAAAAUUGGAAAUACGAGGACAUGAGUGAGUGAGCUGUUCUAUGCGAGCCAUUUUGACAAUGUUGAAGUAGGAGUCUCACUUUUGAAGCUACUUGACGGCUCCUCAAUCACUCUUCUCUACUAAAAAGCUUCGUAUUGAAGAGAAACCAGAUGAGCAUGCAGUUGAAAAUCCCUCAGCAACAGAAACUACAACUACUACCACUACUUCCCAGUAGCUGCACUAAAAUCCAUUGUUUGUAGUACAAUGAAUAGAACUUCCUGUCUUUUGUAAAUAAAGAUGUAAUUAAGAA